Molecule: messenger RNA, 1847 nt
Organism: Linepithema humile (Argentine ant)
Lineage: Eukaryota; Metazoa; Arthropoda; Insecta; Hymenoptera; Formicidae
Product: muscle segmentation homeobox-like
Biological process (GO): embryonic morphogenesis; regulation of transcription by RNA polymerase II
Cellular component (GO): nucleus
Molecular function (GO): DNA-binding transcription factor activity, RNA polymerase II-specific; RNA polymerase II transcription regulatory region sequence-specific DNA binding
Source: RefSeq, a predicted model, not a curated record
ACAUGCAGCCGAGGGUAAAAGGAAAAAUCAGGGCGGUGCUGACCGAACGAUCAAACUCAGUCCACACGGAGAGCUCGGCUUGGCUGGAGGCUUGGCAGAGUUGCUGGUCAGCGAUCAUUGAUCCACGAGAGCUGUCAAACGUCGGACUACGUCCUUGGCGUGACGUCGUCGAUGUGCCUCGCGCGCGUCAUCUUUCGAAACUACCUGCUGGAUUCGAGCGAAUUCCGGAGUCCCGUUCGCGGAGGAUCAUGCGCGAGUCAUUGGUGAAGCAGUGAAUUACGUCGGUGCUUUCGAUCUGUUGCGAAGCAAGCUCUUGUUUCGAGUCGAGAUACAUUGGAACAUUGGAACAUUGUUGUUGCGGAUACAAGAGCAGUGACAGUCGACACGGACCGUGUCCGAUCGACAAUCCGAGAAUGACAGUGAUAAGGAUGACCUCGCCGGUGACGCCAGCAUCGACCAGCCCGGACUCGCCAGACGAAGCACAGGCGCUGCAGGCAACCUCCAAACAGGCUCAUCGAUUAAGCUUCUCCGUCGCGGCUCUGCUCGCGGACACCAGGAAGACGUCGGAGUCCUCGCCGAGGCAGGACGCGCUGCUAACAUCGGCCAGGUCGUCGCCGGUUGUCUCGUACUCGCAGGAAGCGCGUAUCACCGUGAGUUCGUCGUUACAGAAGUAUCCCUGCGACUUGAAAACAACGAGAUAUCUUUCGUCGUCGCCGAACCUGCAUCAGGAAAUCCGACUGCUACAUUGCGUCUCUCCUCACAACGCUUCGGACUCCAGAACGCCACCGAGGUAUCCGGAAGCGAUCGAUUUCGCUUGCAGCAUCGAGUCGCCGGGCAGACGAUCGAGCUGCGGAAGCGUGGACUAUCGCGUGCAUUCGUCCGCCGACAGUAGAAUCACACCGGAACCGGCGGUAGGCUGCUCCACGUCGCCGAAGAUCAUCGGUGGCCAUCAGGACGCCGGUUCGCAAUCGCCUAGAAGUAGCUCGCACGAGACGCGCUCGCGAUGUUCGGAAACGGACGACGUCGAGGAAGACGACGAGAGCAGACUGGUGGACGUCGAGGAUCUUCAGCAUCACGCGUCCAGUCCGACGCCGGUCAGGCCGACCCCGGCUUACCUCGGCGGUUUCUCUACCCUUGGAGGCAUCCCUGGGAUACCGCCUAGCCUUCACCCCGCAGUCUGGGGCGGCGGGCAUCAGAACGCGGCCGCAGCUGCCGCGGCCGCUGCAGCCGCCGCGGCCACCGCUACAUUUUUCCCUUCUCACUUCCCUCAUCACGCCCCUCUGAAUGAGAACGGCGAGCCGGCCAAGAUUAAGUGCAACCUGAGGAAGCACAAGCCUAACCGAAAGCCCAGAACGCCCUUCACGACCCAGCAGUUGUUGGCUCUCGAGAAGAAGUUCAGAGAGAGACAGUACUUGAGUGUCGCCGAGAGAGCCGAGUUCUCGUCGUCGUUACACCUCACGGAGACACAGGUGAAGAUCUGGUUUCAGAAUCGACGCGCCAAGGCGAAGCGUCUGCAAGAAGCGGAAAUCGAGAAGCUGAGAAUGUCAGCCGUGAGGCAGCAUCAUACGGCGCUCUACGGCUCGCAUCCGGGAAUCUUAACACCCGCGGGUCUUUAUCCCGUAGGAAUGCUGUCUCAUCCCGGUUUGACAUCUCAUCACGCGAUCACCCAGCAUCGCGCGAGGGAAUGAGAAUAGCGCGAUUCAAUCGGUGCCGGUUGGAAACAGCUGGAAGAAUCUGUCAUCGAAGUCAUAUCUCUUGAGAAAUAAUUACAAAUUUCAAAACUACGCGGAAAAAUUGCCGCAACGCGGGGAAAAAAAUUUUGUAUUGAUUGCUAAUGAAAUUGGCUU